Molecule: messenger RNA, 8951 nt
Organism: Loxodonta africana (African savanna elephant)
Lineage: Eukaryota; Metazoa; Chordata; Mammalia; Proboscidea; Elephantidae
Gene: SLC19A2
Product: solute carrier family 19 member 2
Exons: 6
Coding region: 168-1658 (496 amino acids)
Biological process (GO): transmembrane transport; thiamine transport
Cellular component (GO): plasma membrane
Molecular function (GO): thiamine transmembrane transporter activity
Source: RefSeq, a predicted model, not a curated record
GUGCUGCGAUCGGAGGCGGCGGCUGGCGCGGGCCCUGCCGGCAGGAGGCGCCCCUCUCGGCUACAGGUGCCCGCGCCGGGCCAGCCGUGGAACCUCGUUCUAGCUGGAGAAGGAGGAAAAGAGGAGAAGGAAGGGGCCGGGCCGGUUCCUCGCCCCCCGCUCCCCGGAUGGAUGUGCCGGGCCCGGUGUCCCGGCGGGCGGCGGCGGCGGCCACCAUGCUCCUGCGCACGGCUCGGGUCCCCCGCGAGUGCUGGUUCUUGCCCACCGCGCUCCUCUGCGCCUACGGCUUCUUCGCCAGCCUCAGGCCGUCCGAGCCCUUCCUGACCCCCUACCUGCUGGGGCCCGAAAAGAACCUCUCGGAGAGGGAGGUCUUCAAUGAAAUUUAUCCAGUAUGGACUUACUCUUACCUGGUGCUGCUGUUUCCCGUGUUCCUUGCCACAGACUACCUCCGUUAUAAACCUGUUGUUCUGCUGCAGGGACUCAGCCUUAUCGUCACAUGGUUCAUGCUGCUCUACGCCCAGGGACUGCUGGCCAUUCAGUUCUUAGAAUUCUUCUAUGGCGUUGCCACAGCCACUGAAAUUGCCUAUUACUCUUAUAUUUACAGUGUGGUAGACCUGGGCAUGUACCAGAAAGUCACAAGUUACUGCCGAAGUGCCACCUUGGUGGGCUUCACAGUAGGUUCUGUCCUGGGGCAAAUCCUUGUCUCAGUGGCAGGCUGGUCCCUGUUCAGCCUGAACGUCAUCUCUCUCACCUGUGUUUCUGUGGCUUUUGCUGUGGCCUGGUUUCUGCCCAUGCCACAGAAGAGCCUUUUCUUUCACCACGUUCCAUCCACCUGCCAGGCUGUGAAUGGCAUCAAGGUACAAAAUGGUGGCAUUGUUCCUGACACCUCAGCUGCUAACCGCCUUCCUGGGUGGGAAGAUCUUGAGUCAAAAAUCCCUUUAAAUAUGGCAGAGCCUCCCACGGAGGAACCGGAAGCCAAGCCAGACCGUCUCCUUGUGCUGAAGGUACUAUGGAGUGAUUUCUUGACAUGCUACUCCUCUCGCCCUCUGCUCUGCUGGUCCGUGUGGUGGGCCCUCUCCACCUGUGGCUAUUUUCAAGUCGUGAACUACACCCAGGGCCUGUGGGAGCAGGUGAUGCCUUCCCGCCAUGCUGCUGCUUACAAUGGCGGUGUGGAGGCUGUUUCAACCUUGCUGGGUGCUGUUGCCGUGUUUGCAGUUGGUUAUAUAAAAGUAUCCUGGUCCACUUGGGGAGAAAUGACGCUGUCUCUGUUCUCACUCCUGAUUGCUGCCGCUGUGUACAUCAUGGACACUGCGGGUAACAUUUGGGUGUGCUACGCAGCCUACGUUGUCUUCAGGAUCAUCUACAUGCUACUCAUCACUAUAGCAACUUUCCAGAUUGCUGCAAACCUCAGCAUGGAGCGCUAUGCCCUAGUGUUUGGAGUAAAUACCUUCAUUGCCCUGGUGCUGCAGACUCUGCUCACUCUGAUUGUGGUAGAUGCCAGUGGUCUUGGCUUAGAAAUUACCACUCAGUUCCUGAUCUACGCCGGCUAUUUUGCUCUCAUUGCUGUGGUUUUCCUGGUUAAUGGCACAGUCAGUAUUAUGAAGAAAUACAGAAAGCAGGAAGAUCCAGAAUCGAGCUCUCAAGUAACCACUUCAUAAUCUACUGCCGAAAGCCGCCUUCUUACAGCAAGAGCUCUGCCCAACGACUGUGCCUGGAUGUAUUUAACUUUUUAAGGUGUAGACAUAUAUCUAUGAAUGUGCAUUUCAUGGCCUCAGAGCAGCCGCUUGACUAGUACCUUGUGUUCUUGGACUAAUGUAAUGCUAUUCAGAGGAGCCAGAAGUGAAGUUUAUUUCACGGAUUAUUUAUGAGAGCUAUUUUAAGGAUAACUCUUCCGUGAUUCAAAAGUGAACUUGAUUUUGAAACUAAGUAAUCAAGCAGCACAUGGCUUGUAUACUUGAUUAACGGGUGAGUUUGAUGUUUUAAGGGUCAAGUACUUCUCAACGCCCUUGGCCAGAAGCUUGACCUGGUAGGACCAGGGCUUUCCGGGCCCACAGGAGGCUCUAGUCGAGAUGGAAGUGCGGUCUAACAGCACCUGCCUCUGUUCAGCUUAGUUUUGAUUUCUGUAUUUACCCACGGGCAUUUGUGUUUCUACAGAUGAAAAUUGUUCCUAUUUACUGACAGUAUUUGCUCUGGUUUAGUGUUCUGUAAGGAGCGUAUGUCAUUUCUCAUUUUAAGUUAUUUUUAAAAAUUCAUUGUAUGAGUGUUCUCGGUUAAUGUCUUGACAGUUAUGUACUCGUGUAGGUUUUCUUCAGAAGUACAUUUUUGCAUUGUUCAUCUGCUUCCUAGAGAAGCUCAUGGACUUAGAGGAGAAGGCAAGUUUUAAAGCCUAACAACCUAAACAAAGAGACUAAUCAGAAAACUUAAGGUAGGCCUGCUGCCCUUCUUUAAUUCUUCGUUAUGAAAGACUGUCAAUUCCGUGAGGAAAAGUUGGUAUCUGGGCUAAGGAUAUAACUAGCCCAUUUUUUAUUUGCAUUCCCUUUAUCUCCAAAAUAACAUUAAAAAGUUUUUUUGUUUUUUUUCGUCAUCACCAUCUCUAGCUUUUCUAUUGUUUUGUCCUUCUUAUACAAGUUAAGGAUGCAAUUAGGACUUGGGGCAUUCCAAGGCCUUUUUCAUAAACUGAGCCCCUCUAAUUAUUUCAGCCGGACAGAGACUUACAUUGACUCGAUGCCUGGAUUUUGUGUGUGAAAUCUGUCUUUGUUUCUAAGAGUCAGUAAUCCUGAAUAUUUGCUUAAAAUUAGGAUUGCUAGUGAUUCCAUUUCUAAGUUAUCUGAAGAAACGGCCUGUAUGCGUUUAAUUUUGAAAUCAGUCUACCAAGUGGCUGCAGUGUAUGUGAGAUAUGAACACUUUUCAGUUUUUGAAAAAGCCAGUUUUCUUGCCUUAACCUGCAAGAUCUUUAGGUAGGUGCUUUGAACGAGAGUGUUAACUUUUUCAGAAUGACACAGCUGAACAGUGAUGAUGAUAACAACGUGAAGAUCGUGAAACUGACGUAUUCAAUUUGGCUUAAGCCGGAACCCGAACGGCAGAUGAACGGGGAGAAGUAGGUCGUUUUCCAUGUACCUUCCUUCCCCAGUAAAGGAAAGGAGAGGAGCUCUGGCUACAGAAGGAGGGGGAAGCGGUGACUUAAAGGUAGCAGCCACCAACUUUGCAUUUUGUGGAUCCCUUUUUGCUUUGUUUUGUUUUUUUGCUACAUAGGGAAUUGUUUAUUCAGAAACAAAUAGAAAAGUGGUGUUUGAAGGAUUUUAUUUAAUCUUUUUUUUUUUAAAUAAAGUGGACUGUGGUACAGUAAAUUAUUCACAUUACCAAAGCAAUAUUUCCCUGUAAUUUAAUCGGAAGUUGUGGCAUACAACCGAAGCCUUUACUUAUUUAAGACAAGAAUAAGUUCACAUUUUGGUGUGUGGCCGUAUUUAUGGAAUGCUAAAUCUAGUCUUCAAGUGGUAUUGUAUGCAGUUUUGCAAAGAAGUGAAAAUAAUUUGUGGUAACUUUUUAUUCAAUUCUGUAUAGAUUAUGAAAAUUAUUUUUAUUAAAUAAAUAUUUUACAUUCUGUGUCCUUUCUUUUAGGAAAUUAUCUAAACAUCUCACCAGCAGGAACAUCUAUUCUAUCUUUUAACAGUUCCCCCUAAGACAAAUUUCAUGCCAAGUCUCCCCUCUCCUGGUCUUCUCGACCCGCCUCCAGUCAGCCUGGUUGUUCUUUCAUUGCCUGCGGUCUUUACUUUUGAUUCUUUUUCUUUGGUACUCUUGUUUUUCCAGUUUUCCCUGGCCUCACUUUGCACUGUUAUUUUUCUUGGUCAUUAUCUUGGCACCUCUCUAUCUCUUUUUAAAGCAUUGUUCCCUUUAGAAACCUAAAAGAUCCAUACUCCCUUUGAAGUUAACUGAAUUUUAAAAAUAAAAUAAGUCAAGGCAAUGGCAGAAAGUACCAUCUUGUUUUGAAACUUAUAAAACCUUUCCUCCACCUCAAAGUAUUCUGAUACCCAUCAGCUGAGAACCAUUCUUCCUUAUAUCCCAGAAAUUAAAUCAAUCUUUUCUCACAGUAUCCAAAUCAGUACCUUCCCUUUCAUAUUCCAUUCCAAAACCUAUUUCAUUAAAGCAUUUCAUUAACUAUCACCAAAGACUAGGAAAGUUUUCAUGAAAAUUAAUUAAUUAAAAAUAGAGGAUUUUCUGUGUCUACAGUUACAUCCCCUGUAACUCAUUGCCGUUCAGAUUGUAAGCUAUCUGAGCAGAUUCCGUGUCUUAUUUUUGUCUUCUAUUGCAAACUACAUCCUGGUGCCAGAAGAAUAUUGAAUUGUAAUGGCUUGUUCAUAUGAUGGACUCAACAUAGUCACCUCCUGUACUACAUAGCUCCAUGCCCGUGGCCUUAAAAGCCACGUCAACAAAAACGUUAAUAUGAAAGUGCCUGUUGAUGACCUCUAGUCAAGGCAUUGCUGUGCUUUAAUCAGAGAAAUGGGAUGAGAACUCCUUGUUUGGCUUUUUAUGGCCUCCUCUCCAUAAUUGAUACCUUACAUUUGUUUAACUUCUACUUUGGAAAAGGCCUUUGUGAACAUUAUCUCCUUUGAUUCUGGAAAAGGAUCUUUCAGUAUUACGCAUUCCUCUACUUCUUUCAGAAAGUAAUACUGAUGGAAGAGAGUUCUGAAUGCCAGAUUUGCCACUCAGCUAAAGCCGUGAUACCUUUGGGAAGUCACUCUAUUGAGCCUCAGUUUCCUUGUCUGUAAGCGGGGAUGAUACCGAUGUCACAGGAUGGUUGUGAAGAAUCGAGAAAACAUCCAUGACAACACCUGUCACAGUACUGGACCCUGAAGAGAAGAUUGAAAAAUCAGCUCCUUUCCCCUUCCUCUCCAUUUACUAUUCAUUUGUAGUUAUCUGAAAAGCAGACUCUCAAAGGAAACUUUUCUUGGAAUGUUUCCAUGAAAAUGAAAUUGAUCAGAGGCUUUUAAAAGCCCUCCUGCCUUUUUUAUUCACGUUUUGGAAAGCACUUCACAUUUUCAAAGAUGAAGAAAUCAUGGCUCCUGCCCUUAAGGAACUUAAAAUGUACGAUAGGAAAAGAUAAGUAGAAAGGAUAACAACUACACAACUAAUAUAAGACAGUAUGUCAGCUAACGUAACAAUCCAAAGCCUUGGAUUGCAAAGAGAGCAAAUAAAUACAUUGGGAAAAUCAGGAGUGGCUUCCUGAAGGAGAUGGCAUUUGAGUUGACCAUGCAGAAUGGGUAGGAUUUUAACAGAGAUUUGGAAAGAGGGAACUCUGAAGUGGAGAAACAGGCAUGACGUGUUAAGGACAGACAGUGUGGAGGUGUAUAUGAGAUAGGGUACAAUUAACAAGAAAAAUGUGGAGAGGAAUAGGGUAAGAUAAAGCUGGAAAGACAAUUUGGGGGUUGUCUUAGGGUUCUCUAGAGAAACAGAACCAAAAAAGAUUUAUUUAAAAGAGUUGGCUCAUGGACUAUGAGGGCUGGCAAGUCUAAGAUCUGUAGGUCAGACACCAGGCUGGAGAUUCUGUCUUCUUGUGUCCCAAAAUCCAUAGGUCAGGCAACGAGAAGAGUGGAGAGCUUCUGGCAAGAUGUCUGUUUACAGUCUGGAGGCAGAAUAUAGCCUAGGAAAACUCCAUUUCACUCGUGAGGCCUUGAAUUGAUUGGAUGAGGCAAACUCACAUUAUGGAGGGUAAUUUGCUUUACUUAAACAUAGAAAAAAAAAAGAAACUUUUUUUUUUUUUUUAACUACUUAAUAAUAGCCAAACAACUGGGCAGCAUAGCCAGCCUAGCCAAGUUAACACGUAAAAAACUAACCAUCAUAGUCCAUUCCUUGUCACCUGGGCACCCAUAAUGCAUCUCCUUAAACUGGGUUUAAACCAUGCUUAAUCUCCAAAUAAAGACAAUAGCGAAGUCAUACUUCCUGCUAACAUCAUAACGUUAUCCUGCUUACAGCCAAAAAUGCACUAACCCUUUCCCCAGAGAGGAUGCAGGGUCCUUCACUGAUGUUGGCCCUAUAACAUAAAUACUACGAUGUAAAGUUUAUACAUCUUAUGUUUAUGAUAAGUAAUGGAAUAAGGAAGGUGGCACAGUGGUUAAGCACUCAGCUGCUAACUGAAGGGUCAGUGGUUUGAACUCGCAAGCUGCUCCUCGGUAGAAGGAUGAGGCAGUCUGCUUCUGCAAUGAUUUGGAAAUGAUAGCCUUGGAAACCCUGUAGGACAAUUUUACUCUGUUCCUGGGUCGCUGUGAUAUGGAAUAGACUCGAAGGGAAUGGGUUUUUUUGUUUGUUUUGUUGUAAUAAGACAGGGAAGAAAACAAAAAUAACUGAAAUUAUAUACAUACAUAUACCACACACACCAAACCAAACCCAGUGCCAUCAAGUCGAUUCCGACUCAGCGACCCUAUAGGACAGAGUAGAACUGCCCCAUAGAGUUUCCAAGGAGCACCUGGCGGAUUCGAACUGCCGACCCUUUGGUUAGCAGCCGUAGCUCUUAACUACUAUGCCACCAGGUUUUCUGUCACACACAGAAUUCAUAAAAUAAGGAAGAAAUAUUCAACAGUUAGAAUCGUCAUUUCUUCAACCGGUCAGGUGGUCAUAGCUGGUAUGUACAACCAGGGCUUUCAGGUUUGAACCCCUGCUGAGAAUUUGCAUUUCUAACAGGUUCCCAAGAAGUUAUACACAAGAAUCCCCGGGGGAUUUUGUUAAAAUGUGGAGUCCAAUUCAGUAUACCUGGGGUGGAAAUGCACAUUUUCAGCUGGGAAUUUGUUACAAAUGUGAAUUCUCACAGGAGUUCUAACCAGAACAAACUGGUUCGAAGCCCUGUGUAUGACUGUCUUCUCCCGCUGCCAAUUCCAUAUUCCCUCUGCCUUCAGCAAGCACCUCAGCUGGUCGUGUUCUUUGCCUGAUGGGGUGAGUCAGAUCUUCAUUCCUGAAGGGUCUGGGCCGUUGGUUUGUAGCUUCCUAUUGAAUUUAAUCAGAGAUUAGUACUGAGAGAUGCCUUAAGGAAUCUCCUGUAUUCCAGACAUACUCUUCUUCAGCUCCAUUAUAUAACAGUUCAGUUUCCCUUGGUCAUCGGGAUCAAUGACAUCAGCCAGUAUGGGCCCAUUGCUGCAUUUCACUUGCUGUGAUGUGAGUUCCUUAAUCAGAAGCAAUACUGUAGAGAAUAUCAUGAUGGUAGAUAAGAAAUAAUAGACCUCACUUCACAUGUCAGAGAACUAACAUUCUGCCAGUUGUUGAGUAUGUCUAUUCCAAUUAUGCAUUCUGGAAUUGGGAAAAUCACUACAGGAUGGGUUUGGAGACCUUCUGGAUUCACUAUAAGACGGACCUGAGCUAAAACUCCAUUGCUCACCUGACAUCCAUACACCCCAACUCUGACUGGUGGACCACAACGAUGUUUUGGGCCUCUCGAUUAGUGUCAGUUCAGAGCCAGUAUCUUAGUAAUCAGGAAAAGUCUAAUGCCAGUCACCUUGGUAAAAUGUAUGAAGGUGUGGGGGUGUUUAUAAGAUAGGGAAGAAUUAACAAGGAAUGUGUUGGAGAGGAGUAGGGUGAGAUAAAGUUGGAAAGACAGUUUGGGGGUCAUCACAUAAGGUUAUUAAUUAAGAGAUGGGGGUGAGGGGUAAUGAUUAAGCUGAUCUUUAAGAAGUAUACCUGGCAGCGGUGAAUAGGAUGAAUUGUAUGGGACGAUACUACCUAAAAUUGCUAGUUGGAAUGCCAUUGUAAUUGGUAGGUGACUUACGGCAGUCGAAAUAGAAAUGGAGAAUAUAUACCAGUGAAGCUCAUAAUACUGUGUCAGUCUACCCCUGCUGAUUUGAUAGCAUAAAAAAAAAAAGUAGCCGUCAAGUCAAUUCCGACUCAUAGCGACCCUAUGGGACAGAGUUCAACUGCCCCAUACAGUUUACAAGAAGUGGUGGGUGGAUUCAAACUGCUGGCCUUUUGGUAGCAGCCAGGUUCUUAACCACUGCACCACCAGGGCUCCUAGAUAGUCCCCUAGAUUGUCUGCUGUGUACAAAUACAAUGUACAAAAGGCUCCUGUGUUAGGGUAGGUGGCAUUGUGCUGGAAGAAGGGCUAUGGCUCAGUUGAGGCUGGUUUGAGAGGCAGGAAUUGCUGGAGAAGUUCAAUUCCAACUUUGGAAAGUUCUCCAUUGGGUCUGAGCAAUAGUGAUUUACAGAUUUACAUCUGAAGGUUGAGUUUGGGGAUGGGUAAUUAAUGAUAGUUAAUGAAGGAAAAGGAAAACCUAGGAUCAAAAAGCAAGAUCGACGAUCACAGACCGGGGGAUAAUUACAAAAUGCAAAAUUAUAUAUCUAAUAAAGGACUUGUCACCAGAGUAUAUAAAGAACUUUUACAACUCAAUAAAAAAAUAAACAACCCAGUUUAAUAAUUGGCAAAAGAUUUAAAUAGACAUUUCAUCAAAAAAGACGUACCAAUGGCUAACAAGCACAUGAAAAUUGCUCAACAUCAUUGGUCAUCAGGAAAAUGCAGAUUAAUGUGAAAUGAGGUACUAAAUAUACCACUAAAAAACCCUAGAAUGGCUGUAACAAAAAAGGCAGACAAUACCAAGUGUUAGCAAGGAUGCAGAGAAACUGGGACCCUCAUACACUGCUGGAGGGAAUGUAACAUGGUUCAGCCAUGUUUGCGAACAGCUUAGCAGUUUAUUGAAAAACUUACAUAUGGCAGGCGCCAUUCUACUGAUCCAGAUCUAACCAAAAAAGAAAACAUACAGCCACACAAACAAUUGUGUGCAAAUUUUCAUAGCAGCAUUAUUCAAAAUAGCCCAAAGGGGAAAAGAAACCCAAUGCCCAUCAACUGGUGAGUAGAUAAAAUGUAGUCUACCUGUACAGUGACUACUAUUCUACCACAAAAAGGAACAAAAUCCUGAUAGAGAACCUCAAAAACAUUGUGCUAAGUGGAUGAAGAUAGAUGUAAAAUACUAUAUAUG